Helianthus annuus (common sunflower) is the source of this 1492-nucleotide messenger RNA. RefSeq lists its product as uncharacterized. The transcript has 3 exons. The record is from RefSeq and is a predicted model, not a curated record. Bases 23 to 1492 code for a protein of 489 amino acids. Lineage: Eukaryota; Viridiplantae; Streptophyta; Magnoliopsida; Asterales; Asteraceae.
AAAAGAGGAGGAUUUUGGAAGAAUGGGGGAUGAAUUGGUGAUAAAUCGUGUUAUCAAUUCAAUAAGAAACUGUUACAUAUCAGCUUCUAAUCAUCCACUACUAGUGUUCAUGGCUUUCCUCUUGUUUUGGACACACCAAUUUUUCCCUUUCUUGUUUUCUCUUUUGGUACAUGCUUCUCCCGUUAUUGCAUCCACUCUUAUCCUGCUUGGAACUCUCUUGUUUUACGGUCAUGCAAACGCACCCGAAAUCCAAAGGGAAGGAACAUCAUCACACCAUCACGAAAUCCAUAAUCUAGUAUUUGGCGGUAUGGGAAACACCGAGCUUGACAAUAAUGAUGGUCGUAAAUCCGUUGAUAGUCGUGCAUCAAGGAAGCAAGAUGCAAAGAGUGAAUCGGGCAAUCUACAGCCCGUUUUGGUGAAUCGUGGUGCUCAGUUUGAUCCUUCAAAGAGUAGUGAUGGGUCAAGAAGGAGUUCAUUUGAUCCGUUACAUUCUAUUCUUGGGCACUUUGAUGAUGAUCAUAAGGGAUGGGAUUCGGGAUCUGAUGCUUCAACAAUGGAUAAUUUUCCAAUGCUUGAUCAAGGACAUCUUCUAGACGACAUUCAUAAUGAAACCGAUGAUGAUGAUGAUGACGACGAGGAGCAUGACGAUAUAGAAGUUAAAGACGAUUAUGACGAUGAAGAUGAACAUGUUGUUACAUGGACCGAACGUGACCAAAGGAAUCUCAUCAGCAUGGGGACAUUAGAACUGGAAAGAAACCAGCGGUUACAGAGUCUUGUUGCUAGACAAAAAGUUAUAAAAAACAUGAGGAUGGCUGCGGAAAAAAACUUGGCAAACUUGGAAAAAAACCAUCAAUUCGAUGGAUCGGUUUCCUCUAAUAUGAUGGCAAGAAGACACUCCGUUGAUGUUCCGUAUGACCUGCAUGGAGCGAAACCUGAUCGAAUGGGUCCCACUUUUCAAUCAGGUUCUGUACAAGCAAACCUCCCGUUGGGCUAUCGUCACCGGAGAUCUGAUGUGGGUAUUAUGGGCCACUCAACUUUGGAUUCUUACCCGGUAAAAACAAUUGUUUCAACUCAUACUUCUGAUGUGAAUGUGCAUCCUAACAUUCCAAGAAGUCGUCGGCUUUCUCAAGAUGGUGAUAGUGUGAGGCUUCAUCGGGCUGCAGUAGCAGCAGAUGACAGAAGUAAUGAGGUUAAAAUAAGUGGUGAGAAUGCAGCAGGUAAUGAAGAUAAAACAAGCAAUAAAUCGAGCUCGUCCUCAUUUUGUGAUGUAACUGAAGACAUAAAUGAUGGUGCUGAUGAUAAUGAGGAAGAAGAGUUUGGCUCCGUGGAUGAGCCAACGACACAAGAUUCAAAAGAUCUACAGACUACUUUCAACCCGAUAUUACAACAUAUGCAGGAUUCGGGAGAUAGUGACACCGACACUGAAAGUGACACUGAGGAAGCCGGAUUGACCCAAAGGCUAAAAUCAUGGUUCACUGGAUGGAAGGGAUGA